Messenger RNA from Penicillium olsonii, 564 nucleotides. The record is from the annotation of a GenBank genome assembly. Lineage: Eukaryota; Fungi; Ascomycota; Eurotiomycetes; Eurotiales; Aspergillaceae.
AUGAUCACUCCCGUUCCUGCCGUCUCCGAAAAGCCCACCAUGAACACAGUCACCCCCAUCGUCGAGACCGACGGUCCCCUCUUCCCCGCCACUCUCAUCUCCCCCGAGGUGAUCGCUGCCCUGCCAGACGACUACACCAUCCGGCCACUGCGCCGCUCAGACUACAGCCGCGGCUACCUCGAUGUGCUGCGUGUCCUCACAACUGUGGGCGAGAUCAGCGAGGAGAUGUGGAACAAGCGCUACGAGUGGAUCACCUCCCGCAACGACGAGUACUACAUGCUUGUUGUGUGUGAUGGCGAAGACCGUAUCGUCGGUACUGGCAGUUUGAUCGUCGAGCGCAAGUUCAUUCACUCGCUCGGCAUGGUGGGACACAUCGAGGAUAUUGCCGUUGAGAAGAACCAGCAAGGCAAGAAGCUUGGCUUGAGAAUUAUCCAGGCUUUGGAUCACGUUGCUGCCCAGGUUGGCUGCUACAAGAGUAUUCUUGAUUGCUCUGAAGUCAACGAGGGAUUCUACGUCAAGUGUGGCUUCAAGCGUGCUGGUCUCGAAAUGGCUCACUACUACUGA